UACAACUGCAGAGCACAUCCUGGCUGGCUGCGGAGCGAGCGAAAAUAGCUUUCUGCAGGCACCGUGCAACGCACAUCCUCCCCUGCCCGGCUUCCCUGCCUCGGUGCGCUCUGCCUUGGCAAAACCACAUUGCCGUGGAGCACUCAGACCGCCGGCCUCUGCUCUAAACCAGGCUGGCUGCGAGGAAGUGAACUUUUCAGACCCAGCCGAGGCUCCAGCAACAGAAGCCUAGCCGUUACUCAUUAUGGGAUGGCCUCUGCUUCCCCUGGAAAAGGCAAAACCGUGGCACGGCCCUGCUAGCCUCUCAGCUCACCCUCUUCAUCUCAGGUACCGCUGAACAGCAGAGAUGCUUCAGUGAGGGCUGCGGCGGAGAAAGCCUGCGAGCCAGACCUGGCAUCAUCCUCGUCAGCCAGGGCAGAAAACAACAGCGGCUCCAACCGGCCUUCCGGCUUCUUCCCAAGGGCAUGUGGAGUACAGGUAAUGACUGAAGGAGAACCCCUUAUGAAUCACCCACAGAGAUGCAGCGCCACAGACGAGAACAGUUCUUUCUCUGCUUGCCCCAAGGCCUGGAUCGAACCCACUUUCACCCUUGCCUCCAAGACCCGGGUGGUCAUCACCAGCUGCUUCUUCGUUGUAGCGGCCUGCAGCAAUUCGGCAGUCCUGUACAGCGUCAUGAGAAAGAGGCGGAAAUCCCACGUCCAGCUGCUCAUCCUCAGCUUAACCAUGGCAGACCUCCUGGUCACCAUUGUGGUCAUGCCGCUGGACGCCGUGUGGAACAUCACCAUUCAGUGGUACGCGGGAGAUGCCCUGUGCAAAUUCCUCAACUUCUUCAAACUCUUCGCCAUGUACUCGGCCGCCCUGGUGCUCGUGGUGAUCAGCCUGGACCGGCACACGGCUAUCCUCCACCCAUUUUCUUUUGCUAACUCCAGCCACCGCAAUCGGAUCAUGCUCUACGUUGCAUGGAUCCUUAGCGUCUUGCUGGCAUCUCCCCAGCUGUUCCUUUUCCACCUGUACACUGUCCCGGGGGUCAACUUCACCCAAUGUGUGACGCACGGCAGCUUCAAGGAACACUGGCAGGAAACCACCUACAACAUGUUCACCUUCACCACUCUCUACAUCACGCCACUGAGUGUGAUGGUAGUUUGCUAUGUCCGCAUCUUAUUUGAGAUCACCAAGCAGUUGAAAAUUAACAAAGGUCUUUCCAGAGGCAAGGAUGACCACAUCUCCAAGGCCCGCAUGAAGACUCUCACCAUGACCAUUUUGAUAGUGGCGUCUUUCAUCAUUUGCUGGACUCCUUAUUACCUCCUGGGCUUGUGGUACUGGUUCCAGCCCAACAUGAUCCGUAAGAUGCCAGAAUAUAUCAACCACUUCUUCUUCCUCUUCGGCUUGCUGCACACUUGCACAGAUCCUAUCAUCUAUGGCUUGUACACCCCAUCCUUUCGGGAAGACAUGAAGUUGUGCCUCAAGAGGCUAAAAUCAACAGAGACGCACCAGGAAAACAAGCUGGCAUCCCUGUCGGAGAUGAACAAUAAAGGGACAAAGGACCAGGGGCAAGCACCUUCAAGUGUUUCUAAUGGAGGGACUUUGCACACUGUGUUGUAAACGAAGACCGGCAUCUAAGAGACAAGCCGUUCGGGGCUCAUUCAUACACACCCGCUGAGCAUGUGAUUUACAUCACAACAUUGGAUAACUGAGCAUUGGAGAAGUUACACACAAACACCAAAUGUGUGAACUGACUUAAACUACAUUCAGUUAAAGAAGACAGGAAAGAUUUAGUGAGUGUCUGUCUGUUCACACAUGUGAUGAGCAGGGAUGUGUAAACCAGGGUUGGGUGUUCAGUUGAUCAGCCCCUUCUUCGACUGACAUUCCAGUGGAAGCAAAUGACCUUCGAAUCUAGGUUGUCAAUGGUUGGCCAACUACCCUUGGUGGUGGCCUCAGCAGUCUUGGUGUUGAGGCUGAAAUCUGUCCCAGGUUCAUCCAACAGCCAACUGAAGCCAAAUGAAAAGUCCCUGUAUAUAAACUUUUAAAAACUGUGUCUUUUUAAGCAUUAUGUUGAACUAAAUCUCAUGGUUAAUCCCAGCUGCAGUAGACUUUUUGAAUGAACAGGACUUGUGAAGUCAACACAUAAGUCCCAUUGAUUCAAUGGCUUUGCUCUAGUUGGAUUAAAAAAUAAUUUUAAAAAAUGCAUCCUGUUGUUUUGGUUGAUGACCAUUAUUAUUUUUGUGAUAUCCUUCAUGGAACAUGAUUAACGAAAAGAAAUUUGAGUCAUGUGAUCUAAACAAAAAGCAAAAACAGCACAGAUUGUACAGAGGCACUGGGUGGGUGUUUGGAGGCCAGCAGCUGUGGAUGA
Molecule: messenger RNA, 2350 nt
Organism: Pogona vitticeps (central bearded dragon)
Lineage: Eukaryota; Metazoa; Chordata; Lepidosauria; Squamata; Agamidae
Product: gonadotropin-releasing hormone II receptor
Biological process (GO): cellular response to hormone stimulus; G protein-coupled receptor signaling pathway
Cellular component (GO): plasma membrane
Molecular function (GO): peptide binding; protein-hormone receptor activity; G protein-coupled receptor activity
Source: RefSeq, a predicted model, not a curated record